Messenger RNA from Achroia grisella, 1007 nucleotides. RefSeq lists its product as uncharacterized. The record is from RefSeq and is a predicted model, not a curated record. The coding region runs from base 82 to 957 and encodes 291 amino acids. The transcript has 5 exons. NCBI's taxonomy places the organism in Eukaryota, Metazoa, Arthropoda, Insecta, Lepidoptera, Pyralidae.
UGUCCUCAUUCAUAAUAUAAUAAUAUGGAACACUGGUGACUCCUUUAUUUCCCUGUUCUGUAGUGUGGGGUGUACUUCACUAUGCAGUUGAAAUUAUUGAUAUGGGUAUUAGCUGCAGCAUCAGCAUCAUGCAGCAAUAUCCAAUUCUACAGGAAAGACUACAAAUACUAUCCAAACUUCGAUGCCCAUUAUAAAUUACAUUUGCUACCAAACGGAGUUUCCUCAUGGAACGACGCAUUCUUCACAUGCGACCAAGAAAGCUCCCAGCUGUUUUAUCCAGAAAAACCUGACGAAUGGACCAUCGUGACCAACUUGACUGAGUCUGCUCUAGAAAUGUAUAAUAUUACAGAUAUAUAUGUUGGAAUACAUAAGGAUAGUAUUGGGGAAUUUCUUACUGUUAAUGGUCAAUCAACACCGUCGUCUUUACAAAACGAGCUACAAGUAACAAAUGAAGAAUUAUGUGUUACCAUGGACAUAGAAUCUGGCGAUCUCAGAACUGACCACUGCUUCACACAUCCGGAUGACAGCCCGAAGGGGUUCGUUUGUAAGAAAGUAGAGGACGUAUACUGUCCUACCAUCGAUCAUUCUUAUAUCUACUACAAGGAGACGAGGAAAUGUUAUAAAGUAAAUCAGCAUUCACAAACUUGGUGGAAAGCAUCGCAGACUUGUUUCAUGGAAGGUGGUCUACUCGUAGUCGUCGAAAGCAUCACCGAAGCACAGAUUGUGCAAUCAUUUUUAGAUUCAGAUUUGUAUUUUUCCGGAUUUAGAAAAAUCAUGCCAGACAGCGAUUUUUAUACUCUUAAAGGUUCCAAAGUUUCGGAGAAUUUUUUCAAUCGUUACAGCGAUGAAAAUGGAAUGUGUGGAGUCAUUUCCAAUCGAAACAGUAAUUUGUACACGUUGUCUGCAGACUGCAAUAGCAUGAAGAAAUUCGUCUGCGAAAUGGCAGUUCCAAACUAACUGAAAUUAUAAGUGAGGGAACAUCAAUUAAUAAUAAUAAUGUAAAGAAA